AUGAUAAUCAAGGAGGAGGGAACAAUCUGGUUUCAGAUCAUUCCUGCCAAAAUAAUCGAGAAUGCCUGCUUGGGUGAACAGAGCAUGAUUGAGUCGCAAGGAGACGCAAAGAAAUUGGAAGAAGCGCUCCGUUCGACUAAGUGUAAUCUUAAUGCAUUUGACACGCGGGGCUUCGCGUUUAUUCACUGGGCAGCGUGUUACGGUUUUACCGAGUGUAUCGAGGUCCUCGUUCGUUGUGGAGCUGAUAUCACUCUUCAAACACUUGUAUCCCUCGCAAAUCGAUUUCACCUGAAGGAUGAGAGAAGUGCUUAUGAUGUGGCGGUUGACUAUGAGAAGAAGGGUACUGCAGAGUGGAUUCAGUUUACUGCGAGUGAGGUGAUUGUGUGUUUUCUUGUCAACUAUGACCCGAAGGAUUUUUUUAACGCCAUUUCGAAUGGCGACAAGAAUAAAUUGAAGAAUUGCCUCAUGGACCCCCAUGCGAAGUACUUUCGUAAUUUGCAUGGGAUGACGGGUCUUCACAUCGCGUGUCAGUGCAAUGCAACUGAUAUCAUCGAGCGAUUGGUGGAGGCUGGUUUUGAUGUGAACGACCAGGAUUUCUUUGGUCGCACGCCGCUUCACUGGGCCUGCCUAAGCGAGAACAGCCGAACGGUGGAGUAUCUGGUCGAUCACGGCGCGAGCCUGAGCAUUCGCACGCUGACGCAGAAAACGCCCGUGCACUUGUGCUUUCCGCUGAUGAUGUACAUCAACAACCCCGAGAUCGUGAAUCGCUACCCUGAGGCCUUUUUCGACGCCGUUCAGCGGUACGACCGCGAGAGUUUGCGAGCCUUUUUCAAAUACGUUUCGAACAAAGAAGCGACGCUUCUGCGAAACGACCAGGGCUGUUCGGCUCUCCACAUCGCGGUGAAGGCAGGGCGAAGCGGUACGCGUCCUUCGAGCGACUGA
Messenger RNA from Blastocystis hominis, 942 nucleotides. RefSeq lists its product as hypothetical. The transcript is spliced from 3 exons. NCBI's taxonomy places the organism in Eukaryota, Bigyra, Opalinata, Blastocystidae. The record is from RefSeq and is a predicted model, not a curated record. Gene Ontology annotation, cellular component: nucleus. Gene Ontology annotation, molecular function: protein binding; transcription cis-regulatory region binding. The coding region runs from base 1 to 942 and encodes 313 amino acids. Gene Ontology annotation, biological process: positive regulation of transcription by RNA polymerase II.